AGGGGAUCAGUUAGCUCCGCUGUGCUCGGAUUCGGCAACUCAGAGAGAGAGAAAGUGACAGAGAGAAGGGGGAAAAGCGCUGGACUAACACAGUUGACUAACUGGAGGAGUGUGAGAGAGAAAGGAGGAGAGGAGAGGUGUGUGUGGAUAGGAGCGGAGGAAUAGCGUAAAGGAGUGGAGAAAUGAAAAACCAGAGACACGACAACCAAUGGUCAGACUGAUUGGUGACGUCAUACCAGUGACAGAAGCAGAGCUGGGACAGAACAACCAUGGAUUCUAUGGUCAAUGAGCAACAAUACACUAAUCCACUGUAACUCUAGAUCUCUCUCUCAACAACACUCUUCUCUUGGAUAAACAGAGACCAGUGACUCAUCUCUCCACUCAGAUAUAAGACUGCCUCCUCCCAUUGGGAUGUCACAGAGUGGCUCCUCCCCUUCAAGCUCCUCUGGGGGCUGAGACAAUUCUGGGGCUAUGGGCAGAAGGUUGGCUGAUCCGACCAAUCCGGUGCCUGCGCUGGGGGUGCCCCUGGUAGGAGGACGAUGGGGGCCGUUGUGCAGUGUGGGGGUGCAGACCUCCCCCAGCCUUAGGACCCUCCCAUCAAUCAAACGCAACCAGCCAACACGGACGCAGCAUCCAGAGACAGGACGGGGCAACAACCAUGUCGUCACAGCAACGACAAUGCCCUCAGAGACUGGGGUUGUUUGUGACUCAGGCAGCAGUGGGGGCAGCGGUGGAUUUGCCGUUUCCAAGGAGAUGAGUCAGAACGCCAUCAACAGUCUGACAAAGGACGACAUGGGGUCACAGGGGUCAGGGGGCGGGGUCUACUGUCAGAUCAAAGCCAUACGGGCCAAUCCCAGGGAGUCUGGCCAUAGGUCCAGCGGGAAAUGGACAUCUCGAUACACCAAUGGGAGUGUGGUCGCCCCUGAGGUGGUGGGCGGGGUCUGCACUGAGGGUGCUGAGGGCAAUGAGCCAAUCAGAGCGAGGAGGAGGGUCCAGUCUCUUAGAGGGGAGGAGUCUCGCCCUGGGCUGAGGUCAGGGAGUCUGUCUCAGUCUGUGAGCUCUCAUGCCACGCCUCCAAGGCCCUGUAGAAUGAUGACAUCAUCAUCGCCCCGCCUCUGUGGAACAUGUGGGCGGAGACAGUCCCAGGCCCCACCCACCUGCAUGGCAACCGCGUGCCGCAGGCGAGCGGCCAAUCAGAUCACAGAAAGUCAGACUCUACCGAUUCCUCCCCGGAAAAAGUCUGUACUCCCCAACCAGAACCGGAAAGACUCCCCUGUUCUGAACUCACACACACACACACCACCAACACCACACACAGCUGUGAAGAACACUCAAACACAAACUCAGACAUUGCCCUCUCCACAUGCAACCCAAAGGACACACACUCUGCCUGCGAAAGAUGCACCUGUGAUCGCAUGUCCCAACACUAAGGAUACACAACACACACAUACCCACACAACAGACCCAGAACCCAGGUUACCCAGGUUACAUCAGAAAGAAACACACACACAGACAACAGACACACAGUCACACGCCACGAAGACGACAUCUUCUCCAGCUACACAGUCUUUUCCAGACAGAAACACAGAGACGUCAUCUGACAACCAAAACUCUCCACUAGACUCAUCUAUACAAGUCACCCCCAAGCCGCCAACCCCAGUCCUCCUCAUAGGCACAAAAUCUUCGGCCGCACCCGUUCUCCCACAUAAAAACUCCCCCAACCUCUGCCACCCUGCCCAGGUGAACACAAAACCAGCACCCCCUGUCCUUCAGACCCAACUCAAACCUACACGCCUCACCCCUUCCCUGAACCCCAAAGCACCACAAGCACAGCCAAUGAAAUUAGAAGACUCCAAAACCCAUGCUCCAUUAAAAGACGCCCAUGCUCCCCCUGCUGCCAAUCUGGCCCCACAAUGCAACGGGGCUCCAGGGGGGCUGGUGGGGGUCCAGGCGGGGGUACCCAGAGGGUUUCAAGGGUGUGUGUCAGGGGGCCUCCACGGGCGUCUCCACAGUGUGGAGGAGAGUCUGCUCUCCAACCAGGAGAAGAUCAAGGUCCUCCUCAAUGUUAUCCAAGACCUGGAGAAGAGCAAGGCACUCAGCGAAGGUGUGGAGCAUGACUUCAGGCAGCAGGAAGGGAGGUUCCAGCCAGUGAUGGAGACUCUAGACAGGGACUAUGAUUUUCCCCUCCCUGUCCCCAAACCUGCCCCCUCCCACCCGAACACCAAGACCCUCGUCAAGAAGCUACGCAAGAAAUGCUUCUGGUGGCUGUAG
This is a messenger RNA of Salvelinus sp. IW2-2015, 2271 nucleotides long. The record is from RefSeq and is a predicted model, not a curated record. NCBI's taxonomy places the organism in Eukaryota, Metazoa, Chordata, Actinopteri, Salmoniformes, Salmonidae.